This is a messenger RNA of Lodderomyces oxycetoniae, 2034 nucleotides long. RefSeq lists its product as uncharacterized. The transcript has a single exon. NCBI's taxonomy places the organism in Eukaryota, Fungi, Ascomycota, Pichiomycetes, Serinales, Debaryomycetaceae. The coding region runs from base 1 to 2034 and encodes 677 amino acids. The record is from RefSeq and is a predicted model, not a curated record.
AUGUCACUGCCGAGUUUCGCUCAUUACAGCUUAUUGGGAGUUACACCGUCUGCUUCAUUUGAGGAAGUCAAAAAGGCAUACAAAAAGCUUUCUUUAAAAUAUCACCCAGAUAAGACAUCCAAUGCAGCACAUCACGAAAAGUUUAAGGAGAUUAAUACCGCAUAUGAAAUAAUCAGGAAUUACCAUGACAAGGUAAAUACAAGAAAGAACAACGGGGGUGGUAAUACAGGCGGAGCCACUUACCAAUUCUCCACCAAAACCGAAUUUUACAAAUCUACUUCUAAUGCUGAGUAUUACAGUCGUCACUCACCAUCAUCCAACAAACCUGGGAAUGCUGCAAAUUCAAGCCAUUAUUCAUAUUAUCACUUUUAUCAGAAAUCACAAGAGCAACAAAAACAAGCCGCCGAGGCUGCAGCUAUACAAGCUCAACGUUUGAGAGAGGAAAUGUUGGAACGCGUAAAAGCCGAAGCAGAAAUGAAACAAAAGGAGGAAGAACAACGAAGAAGAAAGAAACAAGAAGAAAAAGAAGAAGAGAAGGAGGAGGAGAAGGGGGAGGAAGAAGAGGAGGAAGAAGAAGAAGAAGAAGAAGAAGGCUUGCAAAAAGAAAAAGAACAGGCUAAACGAGAAAAGAAGUAUGGUUUCAAGAAAGACGAUUUGAGUGAAAAUCCUGCAAAUAGCGUGCAAGAUUGGGAUAAUCCUGGGGUAACUAGAGACGAGAAAAGUUACAAAGCUGCGAAGGAAACUAGAAGGAGCCAGGUUGAAGCAGCCGAACUUGCAUCCGAGUUUUUAAAAAAAGCCAAUGGGCUAGCUGAUGGCGCAACGCGUCACUAUUAUUCUUCAAUAAAACGAGACAGGAGUACUAGUCACUUGAAAGAAAAUGUCAAUAACAAUAGCACUGAAUUUGUACCCAGACGACGUGGCGAUGGAGUUUUCCUGGGUAAUUUACAGCUGAAACGGAAAUUGAAAGAUUUUAUAAUUUCAAGCGGGAAAAACUGUUUAGAUGAUAUCGAACAUGAAAAUAUCCCAUUGCAAGAAAGCCUGGAAGAGGAUAAAAAUGGCAGCUCGUUUAUGCAUGCGCCCAAUACCUCGGAACCAAAUGUAUCGUUGAGCUCUGAAGAAUGUUCUCCUAACACAAAACGGAGGCAUAUUGAUAUUGGUAUAUCAUCUGCAUCUGCAUCUGCAUCUGCAUCUGCACCUUCACCAAGUAGAAGGGAGCAGCAAGAAACUCCAACUAAGACUAGUGACGAAAAUCCACGUCAACCUUUUAAUAGCAUAGCCGGUGGUUCAAAAGCAUUCCGCGAAUCACAGCAUCAAGAUAGAAAUACAUCAGCGCAAUUGCAUAAACGGCCCAAGAUAAGUCAAUUGGACACUCCGUCUGCUUUUGAUUUAAACAAAUUGGAGAGAAAUCUUGCAAGUGGUAUUGAAGAUGUUGAUUUUCGGGAAAUUUACAAUAGUCUUCCUGAUGAACACAAACACAAACCUGCCAAGGGGGUAGUUGACACUUUUGCAAGUUCUAAAACAAAAGAGUUUGUUUACAGCAAUGAUUCGAACGUUGAGAUAUUGUCUACUCCAUUGAAUAGGAACCCUGUGCGAGGUCAUCCACCACCACCUCCUGUAUCAAAUGAUUUUCAUAAACUUACUGUUUUGGAUAUGCACGCUUCGCCAAAAGUGCACAACUUCAAGGCGCCGAAACCACCGUUGGCAAACUUUGACCCCAGCUCUGUAAGUAAAGCCAAAUGGCAGCGGUAUCUGGAUUUGAUCUUGAAGUAUCAAGAGGAAUUUCUUGCUUAUAAGAAACUAAUUGUGCAAUAUCAAUUUGAAAGAACCGAGAAAGAUUUGCUAUAUUACAACGCCAUCAACAACUUGAAUGAAUUGUCGAAUCUUGAAGUUUACAACAAUUGCAUUUUGAGAGACCUUGAAGUAAUUGCACAAUUGAAAAAUGCUUUGAGAGUGUUUAGUUUCACAAUGAAUCUUUAUUGGCAAAAUUGCCAAUGGGUCAAUAUGCACAAAAAAAACGAUAAAAAUUGGCACUAA